Acyrthosiphon pisum (pea aphid) is the source of this 1196-nucleotide messenger RNA. RefSeq names its product 3,2-trans-enoyl-CoA isomerase, mitochondrial-like. NCBI's taxonomy places the organism in Eukaryota, Metazoa, Arthropoda, Insecta, Hemiptera, Aphididae. The coding region runs from base 248 to 1075 and encodes 275 amino acids. Gene Ontology annotation, cellular component: mitochondrion. The transcript has 6 exons. The record is from RefSeq and is marked validated. Gene Ontology annotation, molecular function: catalytic activity. Gene Ontology annotation, biological process: fatty acid beta-oxidation.
UAUACCAGAAAUCCUGUAAUAAUGUAAUAAUAGGUUGCUUAAUCUCAAUUCACAAGUUUUUUAAAAACAUUAACUAUUUGCUAAUUUGUCAUUGAUUUUUGUUUAUAAAAAUAUUUCGUAUUAUCUUCCAAGUUGUUCACUUCUUAAAUAAUUAUUUUUGUUAUAGCAUCUAUAUUUGAUUAACAUUUAAAUAUUCUGUUAUUUUAAUUGACCUCAAUUGAAAUAUUAACUAUAAAAAAUAUUUAACAUGUUGAGAAGGUAUAUUUUACUCAAUACUAAUAAAUUUGUCAAUUGUCGGCAUGUCUCCCAAUCAAUGUUACAGUCUACGGUUGAUGAAAAAUCAGGCAUAGCUACUGUGACAAUGAAUAAGCCACCCGUUAAUAGUUUAAACCUCGAGUUUUUAGAUGAAAUUAAUACUCAGCUUAAUAAAUUACAAAAAGAUAAAAUCCGAGGAAUGAUAUUGACAUCAGGUUUGCAGAAAGUUUUUUGUGCUGGAUUAGAUAUAACAGAAUUUUAUAAUCCAAAUCCUGAUAGAUUAGCCAAAUUCUGGACUGUCCUACAAGAUACAUGGCUUUCGCUUUAUAUGGCCUCGUUUCCUACUGUAGCUGUCAUUAAUGGUCAUAGUCCAGCAGGAGGUUGCUUAUUUGCCAUGAGUUGUGAUUACAGAGUUAUGGUUGGGCCAAAGUAUACUAUUGGACUUAAUGAGACUAAAUUAGGAAUUGUUGCUCCAAAAUGGUUUCAAGAUACUAUGGUUGCAGUUAUUGGUCAAAGGAAAGCUGAAGUGUCAUUGACCACAGGAAAAAUGUAUACUACUGAUGAAGCAUUACAAGUUGGUUUGAUCGAUGAAAGUUUGCCAGAUGCAGAUAGUGCUCUUAAGAAAGGAACACAAUUUUUGAAUAAUUUUCAAAGGAUAUCUCCUUGGGCAUUUAAGAUGACUAAAGAUAUUAGUCGUCAACCAACUGUUCAAUGGCUAAUUGAUAACAAGCAAAAAGAUCUUGAUUUUGUUCUUAAAUUCAUGCAAUCUCCAGAUGUCCAAAAAAGUCUUGGACUUUAUUUACAAUCUUUAAAAAAAUAAGAUAAUUUAUACUUGGAAUUUUAAUUUAAUUUUUUUAUAAUAUUAAACAAAUAGGUACCUAUAUCAAUUUUUAUAAAAAUAAAAUGAAUACAAAUCUUAUAAAGGCGGUGUUUGCAAAGUA